CUCUUGCAAUUCACUCACUUACCUACAGCCUCAACUUUACCAACACAACACAGCUGAGCGCCGUGUUUACAACUACAAUGGACCCGAAUCUAGAGCUCUGUAGGAGCUUAAUGCAUCUUAACUCAACCGAGCACCGUCAACGCCUCCAACAUCUUCCCGCAGAAGAAUAUGCCAGGGUCAAGGUAAUCGCCGAAAGAGAACAGGAGGCCCAGAGGUUGGAGGAACUCAUUGCAGGCCGGGACCUCGUCCAAGUGGCCUUGACUGAUCCCUCCGAAAUUAUAGCGUAUGAACCGCUGAAAUAUGCCCUCCUUGGCCGAACCACCUACGACCGUGACGAGCAUUUAAUGGUCGAAUGUAUCACCAACGAUGUCGCAAGAGCGAGUUUCACCUUAGUUCAUUCUAUUGCAAAUUUUGAUGAAAGUCCUCGGCCUUUACGCUUAGAUGCCUGGAAGCUAGUCUAUUGCGACAUAUGUUAUGUCGAUGGGGGUAGUGCUACACUACAGGAGAUCUACGAAGAACGCCUUCGAGAAGAACAGCUCCAAACCCCUGCCGCCCGUGCCAGAGAGCUUGUGCGGGAUGAUGAACUCAGGAAAGCUCGGAGGAACGCUGAAUGGAUGAUUCCGGCUAUUGAACGUUUUUCAGAUGAGGCACAAGCACAGGUGGAUCAGGAAUACAGGCAAUCCAUGGAACCCUUCUUGCAACUUUGCCAAGACGAACGAACGAGGCAAAUCAUCUUGGCACCGCAGGGAUACGAGAAGACCCUGGAACGAAUCUGGAAGCGCGUAUCGCCGGCGCCGCCAGCCUGGAUACAAAAGAUCCUCAAGGCUAAAGAAGAAUUUGGUUUUAUCUACUACAUGUCCAGAAAAGUCCAACAGAAGCAUGGAAAUAACUGGCACUCAGUCUGGAGUGGUAUUAACAAUCUCUCUCUGCCAAACAGAGUAACCUGGGACAGUAUCCAUUGCCAGGGCUAUAGCAACAGGUUUACUUUGCGUGGACUGGAAACUGAGAAGUGGCCUACGUUUUAUCCCAACGAGAGUAUGGCAGAAGAUGACGACUUGCGAAAAUACUUCAGAGAAUACAGAGAAGAGAAUUAUGAUCUUUUGACUGCUGGAAUUCUAUGGAAUACUUUUAUCGUCAUUCCUAUUGAAUUGACUUCCGAGGAAAAUCUCCAGCGUACAGAAGCUAGUGGUGAUCUUCUUGAUCCUUACUGGGUUUGGGCAUAUGAUGCAGACUGGGACAGUUCGGAAGAAGAAACUGUAUUCAACGGGGAGAAAUACCAAGGGCGUGUUAAGGUAGCCAUUUGGUCGGUUAACUCAUGGUUCUAUGCUGCUCGCUGGGAGGGUGUAAGUCUUCGGGAUAUGUGGCUGAAGGCACAGCAGCAUCCGGAAAAGUUAUGGAUUUGUUACACGAAGGAAUUAGAAGAGUGGGAUCAUGAGCCAUAUGUUUAAUCUCAGUCUUGUAGAUAUAGCUAGCGUUCUUAUUACCUCACUGAAGGAGGAAGACACUGAAAUACAUUGUAUGGGCAGAGUUAUAUUUAGAAUUUUUAUAUUGA
Messenger RNA from Fusarium oxysporum Fo47, 1552 nucleotides. RefSeq lists its product as uncharacterized. Bases 78 to 1448 code for a protein of 456 amino acids. The record is from RefSeq and is a predicted model, not a curated record. Lineage: Eukaryota; Fungi; Ascomycota; Sordariomycetes; Hypocreales; Nectriaceae. The transcript is spliced from 2 exons.